Aspergillus viridinutans is the source of this 1491-nucleotide messenger RNA. RefSeq lists its product as uncharacterized. The transcript is spliced from 2 exons. Lineage: Eukaryota; Fungi; Ascomycota; Eurotiomycetes; Eurotiales; Aspergillaceae. The record is from RefSeq and is a predicted model, not a curated record. Bases 1 to 1491 code for a protein of 496 amino acids.
AUGCGUCCGAGUCUGGGUGUCCUUGGAAUCCUCCUCAUUCAGAUGGUCUUCAACGACAUGAUCAGAGCCGCUGCCAUGAAAGCCACCGCAGACACCGCAUUUCGCCUGUUCGGCCUCGCUGCCGGAGCGACAGGCCGUAUCCUCGUCGGCCAGAGUAUCGCCGUCCAGCCUGAUGCCGGCGCGCACGACAAGGACACCCCUCGCGAGGCCUGGGGCCUCAAGUCCGGACUCUACACGCCCCGGCAACUGGUCGAAGCAUUUGCGCCGUUGUUGGACACGGUCGUUUUCCGUUUGGGUCCAGAUCCCCCCAACGCGAGACCGGCGCGGGCGCAGCUGCUCGAUAACCUGGCGGCCAAUCUCGAUACCAACACCAGGGAAGCCACGCUGCGCUUCCCUGACACCCAUCUCGAUGACUCGCGCCAGGAAAUCGCCGAGCAGGCAACACGCAUUGGCCGGACGCUCGUUCAAUACGCGCGCAACCACACGGACGGACCGUUCAAUUCCGACCUCUACCUUCGCAGCCCCUGUGAGGGCCACCUCCUCAUCCCGCCCAACGUCGAUCUCAUGUUCGGCCAGCGCAGCCAGCCACAUCUGAUGCAGCUGUUCAACGAGUACAUGCAUCAGAUGGUCCUUCUGCGGGACGCCCUGCUGCCGUUCAGGAACUACGAGGACGUGAUCAUCCCUGUCGACGGCCGCGCCGCUCGAGGCAUCCGACACCUCGAGCCAUCCCGGGCAGAGUUCCUCACCAACCUUCUGACCAAGCAGGUCACCCAAUCGGCAAUCUAUGCCCACGGUCUGGUCCUGCCCGCUUUCCUGGCCGGUGGACCGACUCCGUUCCAUCUUCUCCAGUAUAUCCCCGCCAAGCUGGUCCAUGACGCAACCGACGUCAUCUUCGACUACCGGAUCCAGGACUACUAUCUUGCGCCUCGUGCGGAGAUCCCCGCCGGCACCGAGAAAACCCCGGCGUGCGCCGCGGCCAACGGCGGGGCACCCGCACUCGGCGUCCAAAGCACCAGCAUCGCAGUCACCUCAUCGUCCGAUAUGGUUCGACAGCUGGAAUUGCAACUCCAGCUUGACAACGGCAAAUGCGUCUCCGUCGAUCAGGGGCAGGUCGCGCGCGGCCAUCGCUACGCCUAUCAGGCAUGCACGUCCAGCGACGCUGACUCCGAGUCUGCAACGUCAGCUACGUCCACCGUAGUUCACGACGCGGCAUCCAUCCUGGAGACCGGAGACGUAGACAGCCUCGUUACGGCUCAUGGCGGGCUGCACGUGAUUCCCGUGCACGACCCGGUGGUUGCUCUGGCGCUACUUGGGAAGAUCUACCCGGGGAACGUAAUCCUUCUGCCGAGGUCGGGUGGCCUAGCGCAGGCCGAGAAGGCGGGCAAGGGACUGGAGCCAAAGUUUGUGCUUUGGGGGGUGGAGCGUGGUGGUUUACGGGGGGAGGUUUACUUGACCUGGCUCUGUAGUGCACUAUGCAUAGCAAUGUAUUGA